This is a messenger RNA of Clarias gariepinus (North African catfish), 1674 nucleotides long. It is a transcript of the gene saraf, whose product is annotated as store-operated calcium entry-associated regulatory factor. The transcript has 6 exons. The record is from RefSeq and is a predicted model, not a curated record. The coding region runs from base 202 to 1278 and encodes 358 amino acids. Gene Ontology annotation, cellular component: endoplasmic reticulum membrane. Gene Ontology annotation, biological process: regulation of store-operated calcium entry. Lineage: Eukaryota; Metazoa; Chordata; Actinopteri; Siluriformes; Clariidae.
CGGAAGUAGCGCGUUUGUUUACAGCGUCACAGUCUGAUCGCAGCGGUAUUUUUACGAAGAAAGUGUUGACGUCGGGUUGAUUUAAGCAGCAGAAGUUUCAGGUCUAUAGACGAAUUCAUUAGGAACAGUGGAACCGGUCAGAUCGUGGUGUUAGCUUGUUGUUGUUAUUGUUAUUGUUGUUUGUGUGCGUGCAGUGUAAACAUGGCGCUGACGGAGUUUGUCCUGGUCCACCUGCUGCUCAUGUCUCAUCUCGUCUCCGGCUGGAAUGACGGAGCCGUGUUGCUCAGGGAUGUCCAGGUCCUGACUCUGUACAGGGGACGCUACACGACGGCUCGCCGCUCCAGUCCUGUUCCUCAGCUGCAGUGUGUGGGAGGAUCAGCGGGCUGCAGCAGCUUCGUCCUGGAAGUGGUCCAGUGUCAGAAUAAAGGCUGGGACGGCGUGGAUGUCCAGUGGGAGUGCAAGGCCGAUAUGGAUAGCUGGUACCGUUUUGGAAAGGUGGAGGUCUCCUGUGAAGGCUACAACAGCCCUGAUGACCCAUAUAUCCUGAAGGGCUCGUGUGGCCUGGAGUACACCCUGGAGCUCACAGCCGAGGGUCGGCAGAAGAAGGGCUCGUCCAGAUUCUCUGACUUCUCCGGGUUCUUCCAGGGGAAGCAGCAGUACGGAAACGGCCAGAAUUUCCCCACCGGCCUGUCGAGUGACGCUGCAGGCAGCCUGUUGGUCCUGGUGAUCUUCCUGCUGUUUGCCUUCGCUGUUUACAAAAUGUUUCUCUGCAACUCCGGGCGUGGUUCCUAUGGAGACGGGUACCAAGGAACCCAAGGUCCUGGUGCAGCAGGAUACAGUAACAUGGGUCCACCUCCUCCUGGGUUUAGGUCUGAGUACACAGAUCCUCCUCCCCCAUACGGAUUUUCUGAUUCGGACGGCGGCCCUCACGCUGCCAGCUGUGGAGCAAGUGGACUAGGGGGCGGACUCGGAGGUCUAGGGGGCGGACUCGGAGGUCUAGGGGGCGGGCUUGGAGGUCUAGGGGGCGGGCUCGGAGGUCUAGGGGGCGGGCUCGGAGGACAAGGCAACAGAAACAGAGGUGGAGGAGGAUUCUGGUCUGGAAUGGGAACAGGAGGAGUGCUGGGAUACCUGUUCGGCUCUCAGAGGCGUGGUCCUUCUGUGAGCCCUUACGGAACGCCGCAUUACAACACCAACAAUCACACCAGCACCGGCUCCAACACCAGCACCAGCUCAGGGACUCGCACCGCUUCAGGGUUCGGUGGAACGAAGAGAAGAUGAACCUCGCUGGACGGACACCAACUGAUGACCUCAUAGAAGACGUUCACAGAGCUCAGCGUGAAUCACCGUUAACUAGCAAAAAGUUACUUUAGUCAGUUUUUGGGUUAAGUUUAAGUUAAACUGUUCUAUGCAGCAGGUUCGCUUUGAGAUGUGUGUGUGUGUGUAUAAAUAUGUGUUUUAUAAGGUGUUUGACCUUAUUGUGUGUGUGUUUUGCUGAAUACGUUGUUCAAACAGGGUUAUUGUAUGAUGCGUUCUGUUGACGUCAUUUAUUGUGAUCGUUGGGAUUAAAGCUUAAUCCACAACUUCUAUCCAGUUCUGUCUGUAACUAAAUACCUGCUUUUGUUUUUCCUUCACACAGUUACUACAUAAAUAAAGAAUAUUUUUGUAGUAAUUAAU